GAAGGGGUUUAUUCGGCCGGAAGUAUCGGCAAGCCUCCUGCCUCAAGAGCCUAGCUCCCCGUGUGAGCAAUUCCUGUCCCUUUUAAGGGCUCACAACUCUAAGGGGGUCCGCGUGAGAGGGUCAUGAUCAAUUGAGCAAGCAGAGGGUACCGUGAAUGGGGGCUGCAUGCACCGGUAAUCAGAACGAAACAGAACAGGACAGGGAUUUUUACAAUGCCUUUCCAUAUAAUGUCUGGAAUCCAUAGAUAACAUAACCGGUUAGGUCAGGGGUCGAUCUUUAACUACCGGGCUUAGGUCAGGCAGGCCCAGGCCUGGUUUCGGGUCUGGUUCUUAGGCGCCGGGUUACCUGCCUUUAAUUUCGCUUCUCUUUCCUUUUCUGAGUAUAAAACAGUAUAAAACAAUAUGAGAGGUUCUGUCUCUCUUCUCUCAGUUCAAGCGAUUCUCCUGCCUCAGCCACCCGAGUAGCUGGGUACAGUCAUGCGCCACCAUGCCUGGCUAAUUUUUUUGUAUCUUUUAGUAGAGAUGGGGUUUCACUACGCUGGCCAGGCUGGUCUCAAACUCCUGACCUCGUGAUCUGCCCGCCUCGGCCUCCCGAAGUGCUGGGAUUACAAGUGUGAGCCACCGCACCCGGCCCUCAUUUUUACAAAUGUAAUUGAGUACUUGUUUGUGUACACUAGUAGACGAUGUGCUUCUUGAGAGUAAAGCCCAGGUGUUCUACAUCCAUGGUUCAAUUAAUGUAUUGGUAUCUUUUCCAACCUAUGGCAUCUGAGAUACAACUUCAAAAGGAUCUGCUGACAGAAAUAGGGCAAAGCGGUUCUGGUAUUUUUUUUUUUAAGUUUUUUUCUCACUAAUGUUCUUAUGAUUUCGCUGUACUACAAUGUUAGCUGAAACAGCACAGAUAUCAGGAAUGGCAUUGUUAAGACUGACCUUAGACAAAAACCCUGAAGUGAGAGGUUGCAUUUUGGGUUCUCACCAUACUCUUCCCCGGCUCUUGUCCUAAUUGUCUAAAGCUUGCUUCCCUUCCACAUCGUAUCAGCCUCCCACCUGAAUCUUCCCUUUUCCUCCUUCACACUCAUCUUUCUUGUGCCCCUGUCCCCCAUUUUUCCCUUUUGUAAGCCAUUUUCAUAAGGAUCCUUCCAAAUAUUUCCACUAUUGAUUGGACAACCCGUAGGUGGCAGACUGUUCUGGGCCAAGGCAACCAAGUUGAGCAGGGCCAGCAAUCAGUGUCGGGAACUUCUGCAGGGCACUUCAGAAUCAGUGUCGGGAACUUCUGCAUUCUAUUUUUCACGGACACAGACAGGAACACUGAUAUGCGAAAGCAAAACAAUCAAAAAGCAUUUUCAUUUGUUUUUCAGGUAGUAGGAAAGAGUUCCAGAUUCCCAUCCUUCUGAAGCCAGGAGGGAGGUUCCUAAAAGGAGGUUAGGGCAAGAUGGAGACUUCUUUUUAAACUAGUAGAUUUCGCAAAUUGCAACACAUACGUUAUCUAGUCCACGCAAAGGACAGGCCUUGGGGACACGGCACGGGGAACGUGUUCCACCUGGACGGCUGAAUCAGAAGUCUCUCCCCCAUCAAUUGAACGCCUCACUAUUUUUCUUUCUGUCUUUUCUUUCUUUUUAAGGUAAAUGAAUUGCUUCUUUUUCGUUAGGUGAGGCCGGCAGAGAACAAGAAGAACUGAAACGGAGGCGAGGUUAGUACCCAGCAAAGACCCGUGGCGAGGAGAGACAAUGAAGAGGACCACGGGACUGGACCCUGAGAAAGGCAGAGGAGACGCUGGCUGGUGGGGCCCGCAGGCGGACAGCCACGCAGGCAGGCGGAAGGCUCGGCUCGGCCUGGGACCGCUGCAGACCCGGCCUCCGCGCGGGGCCGAGGCGCCUGGGUGGGACCGAGGAGGCGGGGCCUUCCCGGCGGACGGAUGAUGGACAGCCUGACUCUCCAAUCGCGUCCUUAAAAGGGUGCGGGCAGGCCAAUGAGCGGACAGCGAGGGCCGGAGUGGGGCUGAGGCUUCGGUGCAGAGCUGGAGAACCGCGGCUGGGACCGGAGUGGGGAGCGGGGCGUGGAGGUGCCACCCGGCGCGGGUGGCGGAGAGAUCAGAAGCCUCUUCCCCAAGCCGAGCCAACCUCAGCGGGGACCCGGGCUCAGGGGCGCGGCGGCGGCGACUGCAGCGGCUGGACGAUGGCAGCGCCCGCCGGAGCCGGGGCGGUGAUUGCAGCCCCAGACAGCCGGCGCUGGCUGUGGUCGGUGCUGGCGGCGGCGCUUGGGCUCUUGACAGCUGGAGUAUCAGCUUUGGAAGUAUAUACGCCAAAAGAAAUCUUCGUGGCAAAUGGUACACAAGGGAAGCUGACCUGCAAGUUCAAGUCUACUAGUACGACUGGCGGGUUGACCUCAGUCUCCUGGAGCUUCCAGCCAGAGGGGGCCGACACUACUGUGUCGUUUUUCCACUACUCCCAAGGGCAAGUGUACCUUGGGAAUUAUCCACCAUUUAAAGACAGAAUCAGCUGGGCUGGAGACCUUGACAAGAAAGAUGCAUCAAUCAACAUAGAAAAUAUGCAGUUUAUACACAAUGGCACCUAUAUCUGUGAUGUCAAAAACCCUCCUGACAUCGUUGUCCAGCCUGGACACAUUAGGCUCUAUGUCGUAGAAAAAGAGAAUUUGCCUGUGUUUCCAGUUUGGGUAGUGGUGGGCAUAGUUACUGCUGUGGUCCUAGGUCUCACUCUGCUCAUCAGCAUGAUUCUGGCUGUCCUCUAUAGAAGGAAAAACUCUAAACGGGAUUACACUGGCUGCAGUACAUCAGAGAGUUUGUCACCAGUUAAGCAGGCUCCUCGGAAGUCCCCCUCCGACACUGAGGGUCUUGUGAAGAGUCUGCCUUCUGGAUCUCACCAGAUGCACCAUUGUGUAGCCCUUACAACUGGGCCUGUCCCUUCUGUAGACGUGGGAGUAGCUGAACUCCACAGAACCCCAGGUUACACACUAAGGACACAGGUUGUUAGGGCUCCUGGAUGAGGGGCCCAGUCAUAUAUGCACAGUUAGACCACUCCGGCGGACAUCACAGUGACAAGAUUAACAAGUCAGAGUCUGUGGUGUAUGCGGAUAUCCGAAAGAAUUAAGAGAAUACCUAGAACAUAUCCUCAGCAAGAAACAAAACCAAACUGGACUCUCGUGCAGAAAAUGUAGCCCAUUACCACAUGUAGCCUUGGAGACCCAGGCAAGGACAAGUACAUGUGUACUCACAGAGGGAGAGAAAGAUGUGUACAAAGGAUAUGUAUAAAUAUUCUAUUUAGUCUUCCUGAUAUGAGGAGCCAGUGUUGCAUGAUGAAAAGAUGGUAUGAUUCUACAUAUGUACCCAUUGUCUUGCUGUUUUUGUACUUUCUCUUCAGGUCAUUUACAAUUGGGAGAUUUCAGAAACAUUCCUUUCACCAUCAUUUAGAAAUGGUUUGCCUUAAUGGAGACAAUAGCAGAUCCUGUAGUAUUUCCAGUAGACAUGGCCUUUUAAUGUAAGGGCUUAAGACUGAUUAGUCUUAGCAUUUACUGUAGUUGGAGGAUGGAGAUGCUAUGAUGGAAGCAUACCCAGGGUGGCCGUUAGCACAGUAUCAGUACCAUUUAUUUGUCUGCCGCUGUUAAAAAAUACCCAUUGGCUAUGCCACUUGAAAACAAUUUGAGAAGUUUUUUUGAAGUUUUUCUCACUAAAAUAUGGGGCAAUUGUUAGCCUUACAUGUUGUGUAGACUUACUUUAAGUUUGCACCCUUGAAAUGUGUCGUAUCAAUUUCUGGAUUCAUAAUAGCAAGAUUAGCAAAGCAUAAAUGCCGAAGGUCACUUCAUUCUGGACACAGUUGGAUCAAUACUGAUUAAGUAGAAAAUCCAAGCUUUGCUUGAGAACUUUUGUAACGUGGAGAGUAAAAGGUAUCGGUUUUAUUCUUUGCUGAUGUCCUUUCUGCUUGAAAUAACAGUCACCAUACAGCUAAAGGAGAGGAGUUUCUUUCCUUCUAAGUAGGCAGAAAUGGGAUCAUUAUGUUGCCACUCUCCAAUCUCCCAGAGCUCGCUCUCUAGAGAAUCACCUUCUUUUGCUUUUUUUUUUUUUUUUUUGAGGUAGAGUCUCACUCUGUUGCCCAGACUAGCCUUGAACUCUUGGGCUCAAGUGAUUCUCCCUCCUCAGCCUCCCGAGUAGCUGGAAUGAACUAUAGUUGCACCACUGCAGCUGGCAAGAAUCACCUUCUUUAUAAAGCGUCAGUCAUGCUUCCAGCAAGAGGCAGCAUCAGUCAUGGCUUUAUAACAGCUUCAUGGUGCCUCAAAGACUGUUGAGGUUAAUGAGAGCCUAGAUUAGACAGUUUGGCUGUCCUUCCCUAAAACUUGUUUUCUCCUAUUCGCUACUCCCCACCCCACUUAAAAUCUAUGAGUUUUUACUUUUUACUGGGAAUGGAAAGUGUGGUGAAGAUCAUUCAACACUUAUGUUGUCAUUUCUCCCAUUUUCUGAAUUUUUUUUUUAAAUUUCCCCCCUUUUAAAAUUGUCCGAAAGCCCACAGUUAUGGAAGGAAUACUGUCUAGAUGGUCUGCAGAACAUGUUUGGGGUGAGUGGGAGUGAGGGGCAAUGUUACUUUUUCUCCCUGUAGUUUGGAGUCCAUUAUGAGCUGCUGCUUUUUCUUCUCAUCUUGUCAUCUUCUGGGGAUGUUUGAAGGCUGAGUUCCAACAGAAUUCACAGAGGGAAUAAAACAGGAUUGAGAUUUCGAGGUGUGCACAAGGUGGUAAGAUAAAGGGCAUACGAGCUUCAAAACUAAUGCUGUUGCAUACACGAAGCCUUUUGUUUUUUGAGGAGCUAUUUUUGUUAUUCUUGUAACGCUCCACCUUACAUGCCACGUCUGUGUGAGUCAACAGGGAUCAGGUUUGGUCACCACACAUGUCUGAAGCUGGGCAGCGUCUGCUCUGUGUUCUGUGUGGAAUGGAGAAAAAAACGCCUGCCCUGCUGCCUUCCAUGUUCAUAGGCCCAGCCCAAGAGAGUGACACACAGUGACACAGUGCUGGCCCUGAGACAUUUCCACAAAGUGGUCAACUCUGCCUUGCAUCCUAAAACUUUCUGGGCAUCUAUUUUGAAAACUAUAGGAGCCUUUGGAAGGCCUCUUAUGUGUGUUUGGAGGGGAAGGGUGUUGAGAUUGUCACCAUCCUUCAAGCUGAGACUCCUGGUGAGCCUUUGCCACCAUGAAAACCACAUAGCUGACCAAGGCUGUGCUUGAGGUACAGAGGACACACAUUGUAGACAGGCCUGUGUCAUGUUUCCUUACAAUUGUUUUUUACAGAGAAAAGGGGCAUUUUUUUUUCACUGCUUUCUCAACAGUUCCUGUGAAUAAAUGAAACAUUUCGGAGCUCCCUGAGAGCAAGAGCCUUCACUUCUUCUUGCGGUGCCGGGACCAUGUGUUGGUGAAGCUGGUGCUGUGGGGGCCACUCACUCGAAUGACACCUGGAGGCCUUUUCCUCCCUUACCACUCCCUUCCCCAGCCCGACUUCUUGGCCUCCUGCCCAACCAGACACCUCAAACUCUGUCAGCGCCCUGGCAUUCUGGCAGAGAAUCCUUACCAGUUCUCACCAACCUUCCCCCCAGGCAAGGGCAGCUGCCAGCAUGGCGCUCUGCCAGGACAGGUUUCCCUGAAGGAAGCUGCUCACACUGAGAUGAGCCUCUCAGGGCAGGACCUCUUCCCAAGCCCUGCACACCCACCCCUGCAGCCCUUUUGGCUCCCCUUUUUCCUGUGCCUCAGCACUCCUUGCCUGGUUGCGGAUAACGAACUAAGGUUGCCUAAAGGGCAGAUCUGCCCUCUCCAUGUCGUCAUCCUGGUAAACAGGGUCGUCUUAAAAUUAUGCGCUAAUUCUGUACGGGAGCACUCAAAAGGCAUUACUUAGAGAUUGAAAUUUCAAACUAUCUCUAGUUUUUCAAUGGAAAUGUAUCAGCUAGGGAAAAACCAUCAAGCUCAUUAUUAUUUUUUGAUCUUCAGUUGUAUUUUUGUGAAUAUUUUAAUACAUUUUUUUCAAUUUCUGGA
Molecule: messenger RNA, 6020 nt
Organism: Gorilla gorilla gorilla (western lowland gorilla)
Lineage: Eukaryota; Metazoa; Chordata; Mammalia; Primates; Hominidae
Gene: MPZL1
Product: myelin protein zero like 1
Exons: 7
Coding region: 2173-3000 (275 amino acids)
Cellular component (GO): cell surface; focal adhesion; plasma membrane
Source: RefSeq, a predicted model, not a curated record